AUGUCUACUAUAUCAUCUCCGCGACCCUCCAUAACAUCUGCUCGAACUCCAACACCCCCUGGAUCACGGCGGCCAUCAGUUGAAGUCAGCAAUCUUACCGCCAGCAACGCCUCAACCCCAACUCCCCGUGCGGCCUCUCCGUCUCUCACGCACCGGAAAAACCGAGCUGCGUUACGGGAUUAUUAUAAUCUCCGACCUGUCCGCCCAGAUUCAUCUCAACCAAAUCAUUCACCCCGAAGCAUCGCUUCCACGAGUGGAAGUCAUGACGAUGCAUCAACUCAUCCAAUUUCUCCCUCAACACAGGUCGAACUUGACAACCCUAACUUUGAUCCGUCUGCCUAUAUAUCCCGACUACUCUCCACAUCCUCUCUCUCGACUAUUCUCAAGGCAGAAAACUCACUGAUUAGCGACAUUCGAACGCUGGACGGGGAACGAAAAGCUCUUGUAUACGACAAUUACUCGAAACUAAUAAAGGCCGUGGAAACUAUUGGGAAAAUGCGGGCUAGUAUCGAGGAGCGAGGUCAGCCUAUGGUAAUGACGAAAACACUAGCACCUGCUGUGGGAUUUGUGGUAGAGACUGCUGCGACGCUAAUUCGCCAGAAGGAGGAAUCUGUAUCGGAACGGGACGAUCAGAAGGAAGCGAGUAAAGAUGGGCCAAAUCUAGAAAAGGAAACGGUAAAAUGGGUUUUAGACUGCCCGAGAAGACUUAGGUGGCUUUUAGAUGAUGGGAAGGUAGAAGAGGCAGGGAACGAUUGGAAGGAGGUGGAAUGGCUAUUGACGAAAUGGCAGGGAGUGAAGGGAGUUGAUGAAUUGAGAAAGGCAUGUGAGGAAAUCAUGAUGAAAGAGGAAUAG
Paracoccidioides brasiliensis Pb18 is the source of this 852-nucleotide messenger RNA. RefSeq lists its product as uncharacterized. Gene Ontology annotation, biological process: endocytic recycling; Golgi organization; retrograde transport, endosome to Golgi. The transcript has a single exon. Gene Ontology annotation, cellular component: EARP complex; GARP complex; membrane. The coding region runs from base 1 to 852 and encodes 283 amino acids. The record is from RefSeq and is a predicted model, not a curated record.